AUGCCGCAUUUACUUCAUCAUUUACCACCGCCACCACCACCACCACAACCUCUUCCACUCGCAGGAUCAUUCGACCCGAUUCCACCCAUUCCUCCUCGCACCCGCUCACGUCCAGCUUCUCAACAACAAACAGCUUUCACAACACCAAACCAUCCCAAGACCAAUUUCCUCUGCCUUGAUGAUCUUCCGUCACCGGAUCGUGAAUGGCAACUAUUCGAAAAUAUUGGAGAUGGAACAUACGGCGAAGUGUUUCGCGCAAAAAAUAUUCGCCAUCCGGACUUUAAUGCUGCUGUUAAAAUUAUGCAUCCAACCAAUGAAGUUCUCGAGGAAAUCGAACAAGAAUACCGUGUUCUUCUUCAACUAUCUACUCAUGAAAAUCUUUGUCGAUUCUAUGGUGCCUAUUUGAAGCGUGCACCCGCGCCACCAUUACCACCUCCACGUACCUCAAUAACAUCUCCUCCGGCUCCGAUCGAUAAAAUGAGUCUUCUCUCCAUCGAUACAAAUUCUGCCAACAGCUUUGCUAAUCCAUCUUCUACAGUUCAACUUGAUCAACUAUGGUUAGUUAUGGAAUUGUGCACAAGUGGUAGCGUUACUGAUCUGGCCAAAUCAAUGCUGAAAGCAAAUCAACGUCUGGAAGAAUCUGUUAUCGCCUAUAUCAUACGUGAAACAUUGAAAGCUCUGCAUCAUCUUCAUUCCAAUAAUGUUGUUCAUCGAGAUGUGAAAGGUCACAAUAUAUUAAUCACCGGAGAUGGACAUAUCAAAUUAAUUGACUUUGGUGUUAGUGCCUAUUUGGAUCCAAAUCGUGGACGACGGAAUACAUCCGUUGGUACACCAUUUUUUAUGGCACCCGAAGUUAUUGUUUGUGAAAGACAAAUGGAUUGUGACUAUGAUACACGCGCUGAUGUUUGGUCGACGGGUAUUACAGCUAUUGAAAUAGCAGAAGGAGAGCCUCCACUUGCUGAAAUGCAUCCAAUGCGUGCACUAGUUUCUAUUCCGCGAAAUCCACCUCCAUGUUUGCGUCAGCCGCAUGAAUGGUCGAAAGAAUUCAACGAUUUUAUUCGUCAAUGCCUGAUUAAAGAUUUCGUUAUUCGACCCACUGUUGCACAAAUGCUAAAUCAUCCAUUUCUCAUUCGAAUACCUACAGAUAGCACCGAAGCUCGCCGUUCGAUUGUUCAAAUUGUUCAACGUUACAAACGUUGUUAUGAUUUAUGCGUGAAGAAAACCAGCCGUGAGACAUGUGGAGUGAAAAACGGGCACAUUCGAGGUAAGUCAGAAACAUGUUCGUCUGUCGCCAUCGAAAAUGCAGUUAUACACUCACCUGUCCUCGAACCAGCUGCAUCUGUAUCAAAACGAAUGUUACAAAUGAUUAGUAAACCAAAUGAACAUCAUAAACGGCCAGCUCCACCACCACCACCGCCGACGUCAUCUUCGAAUGAUAACUGUAAAACCAAACGGAAAUCUCAAUCUCGUCGACAUCAAAAACAACUUCAAGACGAAAACCGUUCCGCACAGUUCUAUAUGUACGAUAGAGCGUCUGAAGAUGCACAUGUUCGUCAUCCCACCUUGAGUAAAAAAUCGAAUAGUAAACAUUUUUAUAAUUCAACCUACGAUUGUGCGUAUUCGACAACUUAUAUAACAACCGAUGAUUUAGCACAAUUGGAAACGUUCGAUGAACAAUCUAUCAUGACACACAUGUACAAUCGAUUCCUGUCGAACCAAAUCUAUACAUACAUCGGUGAUAUACUUGUUGCCGUUAAUCCAUUUCAUUCAUUACCAAUCUACAGUAAAGAUGUAAUGAUUCGUUAUCGUUCAAGCGUCAAAAGCGAACAACCGCCUCACAUCUAUGCUUUGGCUGAUCUUACAUACCAAGCCAUGUUACAUGAUUCCGAAAAUCAAUACAUUGUCAUAUCGGGUGAAAGUGGCUCAGGCAAAACUCAAUCGGCUAAUUUUCUUGUUAAGCAAUUAACGUUUCUCGGCAAUGCACCACAUAAAAGUCUGCAAGAGAAAAUUCUCCAAAUUAAUCCGCUGAUCGAAGGAUUCGGCAAUGCUCGAACAAUCAUCAAUGAUAAUUCAUCACGUUUUGGCAAGUAUCUCGAAAUGCUAUUCACUAAACAAGGCCGUGUUACUGGCGCACGUUUAUCCGAAUAUCUCUUAGAGAAAACGCGUGUUGUCAAUCAAGGACAUGGCGAGAGAAAUUUUCAUAUUUUCUAUUAUCUGUACCAUGGCUUAGCAUCAUCGCUGCCGAAUGAUAAACAGGCAUUUUAUUUAUCAACAAGUCAAACGUAUCGUUACAUGAAAACCGACUGUGAUGAUGAACAGCAUUAUGCGGAGAACUUCAAAGAAAAGUUUCGCACCAUUGAAAAGUGCUUCGAAAUUAUUGGCUUUCAAUCGGAUGAAGUGAAAUCAAUCUAUCGAAUCUUAGCUGGCCUAUUACAUUUAGGAAACAUCAAUUUUCAUCAAAAUGAAGGCCAUUUCAUCGAUGGGAAAACUUGUUUGACAGAUGGUUAUCUACUAAAGAUUGUUUGUGAGUUAUUCGGUUUAGACAUAGCCGAACUUGAUUUAGCGCUAACAACGUGCAAUAUUGUUACACGAGGUGAAACAAUUCAACGUUCAACAACAUUACAGGAAUCUCAGUCGACUCGAGACGCGAUGGCUAAAGCACUUUACAAUCGACUUUUCUCCUGGAUUGUCAAUCGCAUUUCUGCGCUACUUUCACCAUCGACAAACAGUUCGAAGAACGUCUUUCGUCCGAUAACCGACGACGAUUCGAGUCUCCAGUCAUAUUCGUGUAAUAAUUACAAUAACAACAAUAACAAUAACCAACAAGAUCUAAGCGAAAACGAAGCAGAUGACAAUUUCGAAGAUGAAUACGAGACAGGGAAUCCGAAUAUGGCCGUAAUGACAUCGUACCCGCCACCAACAGUUAUGUGUGCAAUGCGUCGAACAUUUGAUUAUCUGGAUAUGACGCCAUCGUCAUCAUCAUUUUUACUUCAAUUGCAACAAUCUGAAGAUGAUGAUGAUGAUGAUGACGGUGAUUACGAGCUGUUGAAUAUGAAUAAUAAUAAUAAUACGAGCAAUACUCCAUCACCACCACCGUCACAAAAGUCUAAUUCAAGUAAAUCUAAUCAUCAGCGAAAAUCGAACUUUAUCAAUGAUCUAAGUAAUAAACCGGUUCAGAAUCUGAUUGAUAACUGGACAAAAGCAGUUGCUGCUUCGUCGAACUGGAUACCACCAGCUGAAAGCAAACACUUCGGACGUUUGAAUCUAUCUAAUCGCGCAAUAAGCGAAACAAAUUUAUUGCUUCGAAAGAAAACUGUUGAAAACAAUGUUAGAAAACACUACCAAUCCAGCAAUAAUCUUUGCAACAACAUAAAACAAUCCACGAACUUCUCAUCGAAACAAGAUUCUAUCUCUGAAUCCGCUCAAGAUCAAGAUGCAUUGAAGAUUGCCAUUCUUGAUAUAUUCGGUUUCGAGAAUUUCUCGACCAAUUCAUUCGAACAGCUGUGUAUUAACAUUGCGAACGAGCAAAUUCAAUACUAUUUCAAUCAGCACGUAUUUGCAUGUGAAAGACAAGAGUACAUCAAUGAAAACUUAGCAGUUUUACCAUUACCAGCCAAAAUGGACUUUACAUUUUACGAUAAUCGACCUUUGUUAGAUAUGUUUCUCAGUAAACCAGUUGGAAUUUUGGCCUUGAUUGAUGAGGAAAGUCGUUUUCCAAAAGCAACUGACUUUACACUUGUGGAUAAACUGAAUGCAAACUUUUCCAAUUCACCCCUAUACAUUCGUUCGAAAUCAAGCUUUUCGUCCAGUUCGAUCUCGUCGUCUUCCUCAUCAACGCAUCAAUCAGUUCCUUCAUUUUCGAUCAUUCAUUUCGCUGGACAAGUUCAAUACGAUGCUCGAAGUUUUCUCGAGAAAAACCGUGAUUAUCUAGCACCGGAAAUCAUACAAAUCCUCCGUUCAUCACAUGUGCAACUAAUCAGUUCGCUCUUUCAAUUACCUUCGUCGAAAGUAGGCACAUUACAAGAAUCCGAGCAGCCUAUUACUGAUGCCACUCUUGACUUAACAAAUACAUUGAUACCUCUGAGUGCCAAUCAUAAUCGGGUGCAAGCAACAGUUAGCACCUACUUCCGAUAUUCCCUAACUGAUUUAUUUUCGAAAAUGACCUGUGGAUCGCCGAAAUUUGUUCGCUGCUUCAAACCAAACAACGAACGCAUUCCCGGUUGUUUUGAUACCCAAACUGUGCUUGAACAAUUGAAGUACAGUGGGAUCCUAGCAGCGGCAAAAAUCCGUCGGUUUGGGUAUUCACAUCGUAUUCCCAUUGCAACUUUUGUUCAACGUUACGGCAUCCUCGUUUAUCCUGCGACGGCUGAUCUGCCAUUAACACGAGAAACUUGUGAGAAUAUACUGCACAAACUGAAGAUGCAAAACUGGACAAUUGGAAAAAGUAAAGUUUUCCUGAAAUACUAUCAUGCGGAACAAUUAACGCGUCUGUACUCGGAAAUACUCCAUGCCAUUGUUACGAUCCAAUCGUAUGUUCGCAUGCGCAUAACUCGCUCCUACUAUAAACAUCGGUAUUAUAAACACUCGAAUGAUAUGAUGAUUCAAGAACUCCAUCGGCAUCCGAAAUUUUCACGCCCGCUUUUUGAUGACGAGAAAGCGAUUAUUCUUGUUCAAGCGUAUAUUCGCGGCUAUCUUCAACGACGUCAAUUUCAGCAGUCCCUAAAGAAACCUUUAACACCUGAAAUCGCAGCAAUUCGUAUUCAAAAAUCCUAUCGAGGUUUUCGAUUUCGUAAAGUGUUCCAUCUAUAUGAGCAACGUUUAAACACUCAAAUACUUUGUUUUCUUCAACAAAUUGAAUUAAUCAACAAUGAUUUUUUCAUAAAAAUCGUUCGAACCAACUACUGUGUACCGAUGAAAUCCAUUAUGACCUCUCAAAUCAACAAUAAACACUUCUUUCCACCUCCACCACCUUUGCCUUUACCAUCACCGUUGAUGCAUUCUGACAUCCCGAUUCCAAUUCUUCCGCCACCAUCAUCAUUCGGUAUAUCUCCAGCACGUUCUCAUUCGAUGUUAACAUCUCGUUCCAAUCGAUCACCAUCGCCGGUCGUAUUCGGAUCCAAAUUCGCGCAAGUUCGAGAUAUAUUCGCUCGCGGCGGUGGCGGUGGUGGUCCAACAACCGCAGCUUAUCCGUCCGCUCCGAUCAGAGCCUCACUUCCAAGCUUAUCGGCAAUUCCAAGUUUGGAGCAAACUCGUAGUCCGAAAACAGUCACUGUUCUAAAUGCUGUGCAAGAAUAUCAACGACAACAUAUUAAUAAUCAUCAAUCCAACUUAAAACGUUUCACUCAGUUUCAUAGUGGCGUUGUUGCUAAUCUAAACCGUUCAGCUACCAAUGGCGGACUUCGAUCUCGUAACACUGGACUGAAUAAUAAUGCUAAUAAAUGUCCAGUCAAACAAAAUCUGCCAGCAUACGUUACAUCAUCUCCUAAACAACAACCAAAGCCAAUUACACGGGAACCAUCGAUGUCCACUCAACCUAAAUACGCAUUUCAUGUUUUACUUCGUAAGACAGGACAAGAUUUAAGCACUGGGCAAACUCUGGCACGACGUCGAACGACAACUGAAACCAAACAAAUCGACUUCCGUAGUGUCUUGAAAUCACGUCAUACGUUAAAUGGAACUACAGACAACGAAAUCAUCAUUCGAUCAAACAGUUUUUCUCAUCAUUUAAGUCCCGAUAGUCGAAUACGAUUGAAUGAUCUUUAA
Messenger RNA from Adineta ricciae, 5763 nucleotides. NCBI's taxonomy places the organism in Eukaryota, Metazoa, Rotifera, Eurotatoria, Adinetida, Adinetidae. The record is from the annotation of a GenBank genome assembly.